Messenger RNA from Colletes gigas, 2949 nucleotides. It is a transcript of the gene Syn2, whose product is annotated as gamma-1-syntrophin. Bases 512 to 2047 code for a protein of 511 amino acids. Gene Ontology annotation, cellular component: dystrophin-associated glycoprotein complex; intracellular anatomical structure. The transcript is spliced from 11 exons. Gene Ontology annotation, molecular function: structural molecule activity; protein binding. NCBI's taxonomy places the organism in Eukaryota, Metazoa, Arthropoda, Insecta, Hymenoptera, Colletidae. The record is from RefSeq and is a predicted model, not a curated record.
GAGGAAAAUCUGUAUUUAUGGAUGAACCUGUCGAGUUUUGUAUUUCCCGCGAUUCGAAAUAAACGAAAUUUCAUCGAUGCGCACUGUAUUGUGUAAAUCGAUGCGCCUCGGCCGCGGGCUUUUAGCUACUUUUAGCCCACUCCAAUUUUUCUGCGUCCCGGUCUCGGUCUCGGUCCCGGUCCCGGUUUACGGGGCUUUUCGCCUCGUCGGAACGUCUCGAAACGUCACGAUGCAUGCUCUCGCCAGUCGUAAUUUCGGAUGAGCGUGCUUCGUCGUGAAAUAUCGCGUGUUGCCACUUGUAUUACGGCGUGACUACUCGGUGACCGUGGAUAUGAUCUCGUACUCUCGUCGCUCGAACGCUGGCCAGAGUCGAGUCGGACGAUUCGUGGGAAACUAACAUAACAUGCGACUCGUCCUAUCAACAACAAUCACCGAAAUUUCAUCGAAACCGGAGAUUUGCAUUCGGCAGUACGGGAAGCUGCUCGUGCGGUCUCUGUAAUCACGUUGAAUAAUGAGAAUCAACGCAACGAAGAUGAGCACUCCGAUCGAGGAGAAGAUUGAUCAGAAGCUGAAGGUGAGAACCGGGAUGGUGAGCGUUAGCGAUGGAAAAAGUAAACCUAUACCGAUGCGUUUGCAAUUAUCUAUGGAGGUUUUGAAACUUCAAAGAGAAGACUUGGAGCAGGCAGCGAAUCACAAUAAACCACCAUUGGAUGCUAAAGAGCGAAUGGUCCAAAUCACUAGACAAAAGGUUGGAGGAUUAGGAUUAAGUAUAAAGGGGGGAGCUGAACAUAAGCUUCCUGUACUUAUAUCUAGAAUUUAUAAAGGCCAAGCUGCCGAUCAAUGCGGCCAACUGUUUGUAGGAGAUGCAAUAAUUAAAGUGAACGGAGAAUACAUAACUGCAUGUAACCAUGAUGAUGCUGUAAACAUCUUAAGGAAUGCUGGUGACAUAGUUGUUUUAACAGUUAAACAUUAUCGAGCAGCCAAACCAUUUCUACAAAAAAAUGAAAAAGAAGAAAAAUUAGAUAACGUUGCAAACGGUGGCGCGGAAGACGACUGGCUUUCGUCUAACAGACAGGGUGGCAGUCCUAGGUGCGGUCACAGUCGACAAAGUUCAAAUGCAUCUGUUGCGUCGAUACAAUGUAAAAAAUGGGUGGAUGUUAUAACAGUUCCAUUAAUGAUGGCAUACGUGACAAGGUACAUCUUUGGAACCGAUAAAUUAAGAAGAAAUGCGUUUGAAGUAAGGGGAUUAAAUGGUGCUCGCACUGGUGUAAUUCACUGCGAUGACAGUGCUAUUCUUAGUCAAUGGUUGAAGUAUAUCACUGACAAUAUCACAGGCUUGACGCAUUUGCAGAUGAAAUUGUAUAAUCGGAAUUUUGGAGUGGGUGAACGUAUCGAAUACAUGGGUUGGGUGAAUGAAGCAGUAAGCAACAGUAAUCAGCCAUGGCAAAGUUACAGGCCAAGAUUUUUAGCUCUGAAGGGGCCCGAUUUGUUACUAUUUGAAACGCCACCCUGUAACAUUGGAGAUUGGUCGCGAUGCGCAUUAACGUUUAAAGUGUAUCAAACUAUGUUUCGUGUAAUGCGAGAAUCUGAAAAUGUAGACGAAAGACAGCAUUGUUUUCUAGCCCAAAGUCCGGGUAAACCUCCGCGAUAUCUCAGCGUCGAAACAAGACAAGAACUUUUAAGAGUUGAAGCAGCAUGGCACACUGCGGUUUGUUCAGCCGUUACACAUUUAAAAAGUAAAACGUUUCCCGUCACUUUUAACGGGAGAAGUGCUGGAUUAACGUUAGAAUGGACUCAAGGAUUCACGCUUUCUUACGAAGACAUUGGUGAUUCCGUAUGGCGUUAUAAAUUCUCUCAAUUAAGAGGAUCCAGCGAUGACGGAAAGAGCAGACUGAAAUUACACUUUCAAGAACCUGAUAGCAUAGCUAUCGAGACAAAGGAAUUGGAAUGUUCUCAACUACAGAAUUUACUGUUCUGUAUGCAUGCAUUUUUGACUGCAAAAGUUGCUGCAGUUGACCCAACCUUUUUAAAAUCAACAACUCCAUAAAGUUAAAAUGCAUUGCGGUGAGUUUUUAUAAAGUUUAAUGCUGUUAGCAAGAGCGAAAAUAGUUGAGAAUGCAAAUACAGGGAGGAAAUACUGUUUAUAGGCAUAUCCACUUGUUAGAUUUGCAAUAAAUAAACGUGUAAUAUCCGAUAACGUAUAAAUAAUACCAGAACAAACUAAUGCAUCCAGGAAGCAAUUGUAAUUGUGUGUUAUAUUUAUUAUUAAGCGAAGAAUAUGUUACGAUAUUCCAUAAUGACAUUGCUGUUUUCUAUUAUACGCAUACAUCGCAUGCAUUCUAUAGUUAAAUUUAGAUUAUUAUAAAGAACUGCACAAUUAUAUUGUAUAGGUAAAAUAAGCAAGAGAACGUGAAACUGAUCUGCAAAAGUUCAAUAUAAUGCUACGCAUAGAUAUUUAUUUGACAUUGACUACUUCUUUCUGAGAUUAAUUUUUAUAAUACAAUCAUUGGAGAAUCCAUUCAAGAGUUUAUAAUUUAUUAAGAGAUAUACUCGAAUAGAAAUACAUACGACAAAUUAUAAAUGUAUCUAAUACGUUAAAGUGAAAUUGUGAACGGAUCGAUAUUGCCAUAACUUUUUGUAUCGUUUGCUAUCGUACAAGAUUUUUUUACAGUAUAAUAAAUCUUUAACGUUAUAACGCUUUAAUGGAUUCUGUGGUGUAUCGAUAUUUAUUAUAUGGAUACUUUAAUUCAUUCUAUGUUACACGACAGUAUCAAUGUACAUAAGAAGAAAAUGGCCAUACAUUUCCUAAAUAUUAAGCUUUAAGUUUGAAACAACUGUUAUUCUAAAAUCCCAUUUCUCCCUAAUUCUCGCCGAAUGUCAGGGAAAUUUGUUUCGUGACGGUGUUAGAUUGACGUGGGAUUAAAGAAUUACUGUCUGGUAAAAGUAAAA